This is a messenger RNA of Spirodela intermedia, 502 nucleotides long. NCBI's taxonomy places the organism in Eukaryota, Viridiplantae, Streptophyta, Magnoliopsida, Alismatales, Araceae. The record is from the annotation of a GenBank genome assembly.
AUGAAGACGAUGCCGGCCUGUCGCGACUUAUUCAUCGUCCUGGUUCUUCUCCUCAGCACCUUUGGUCAAGGUACUCUGUCUCUCUCUUUCUCUCUGUCUCUGUCUCUCUCUCCCUCUCUCUCUCUCUCCUCCCUCUGAUGGAAAGCGUGAACACGGCGGAGCAGGUCGGUCGCAGCCGUGCACGAGGGACAGCAUAAAGGUGGCGCAGAGAGCGACGGGGGAAAGAUCCCACGGGGUGCCCGUGUACGAGGUCGAGAUCUCCAAUGGUUGCAUCUGCCCCCAGUCAACGGUUUUACUUCGCUGCCGCGGCUUCUCCACCGCCCUCACCGUUGACGCCGCCGUCUUCCUCCCGCUACCCCCCGCCGAGACCGGCGGAGUCCACGGCCUCUGCGUGGUCAACGGCUUCCGGCCGAUCUUUCCGGGAUUACCCAUCAAAUUCCAGUACGCUCGAGCGUCUCCUGUCGAUCUGACUGUCGACAGCUGCAAGGUCAACUGCUCGUAG